GUAGGGGUCGCGCCGAGAAAGGUGCGGCGUCGGACGGCGAUGCGCCGCGGACAGAGUGAAGAGAGGUGCCGAGCGGUCGGCUUCUAACAGUGAGGAGUGCACAUGGAUGGAGAUAUACAACGCGAUUACGACGAGGAAUCCACGUCUUCCAGCAGACGCUCCGCUUCUUUGGCCCGUAGGAUAUGCGCCUACUUCUCUCAAUUAGGAAAAUGGGAAGUAUGGAAAGCUAUUAUCCUGGGACAGUUCCUUUCUCUUCUUCUGUGUGGAACGGGUGUCACCAGCCAACUGCUUCAUAGUACCUAUAUGGUUCGAGUGCCAACUGGUAAGUCACUUUUCUUCCUCAAUUAUUAUAACGAAUCAUCAUCGGGAUCAUAUGUUUAUUCUUUAAAGAUAAUCCUUACAUUUUGUAAGAAUAUUAAAGAUUAAUCACGAAUUUUUGCCUUUGUUGAUGUGUUUUGGUGAUCAUCGCCCGCUGGUCUUUCUAAUCUCUAUGCGUGUUACUCACCAUUCGAUCGAUACGUGUACAGAAGACACGACGGAUCGCAGUCAGAUGUUUAAAAAUAUUUCCCCGGAAGAACUAAAUUAUAACUAUAGUACCCGAAAAAUCCUGUCAUAUCGAGAAAGUGACAAGUAUGGCACCCUUAAAAAACCUCACUUAGUACAGAGUCAAGUGGUAGUGUCAUACAUCAAAAUCCUCCCAAUCCAUCACCGCAACUUUAUCAAUCGUCUUGACGAGACUUUUGACCAUUCCAACAUGUGCCAUCGGAAGUGUUCCAUUUCCUUUGGAAUUUUGUGGUAUUCCACCACGACACUCGUGUUGCAACCUCAAAAAAGCAUUCCUUCAGCAAAGAAAUUCGCCGAAUGACAUGCUCUCGUCAUUGGAAAAUUCAGGGUCUAAGGUUGAGAAGGCAGCAACCCUAACCCGCUAUAAAGAUGUCGCGUAGUCAGCUCUUUGAGCGCAACGAUCCAAGUUUUAUGUGAAAGAGACUUCUAGGGCGCCAUAAAUCCUAAGAAUAAUGUCGAGAAGCGCUGAGAUCAACAGUUCCUCCAAGUAAACUGACCGAGAAACGGGGUUAUAUACAUUUCACGGUUCACUAUAAGCUAAAAUUUGACCCAUAGUUCAUCCUCUUUCCGUCUCGACUUCUCGACCACAUGACUAAUUAAUCCCUCUAGCACAGCGCCAUCUACCGGAUACGUGGUCGUUGUUUCCCUGGCACCGUCCAGGCGCUUCCAUUGUUUUCAGAAGAAACUUUUCUUUUAUUUAUCAUUUUAAAAGUGAUUAAGGCUUUCCUCUUGCAUAAACAAAAGCUAUUUGUAUUUUUAUCUUUCCUUCCUGCGAGCUGGCAGUUCUGUUCGUUGUCCUUCGUCCAUUCUUGUGUUAGUUAUAUACACUGCCGAUAGAUGGAGACAGAGUAAAUAUGAUGGAAGAUGGCGUUUAGUGACCCAAGGGAGGUAUUUUAAUGCUUGUAAAUUUACGGUUAGUGGCUCAGAUUUUCUCAGACACGCGAUAUACCUUAAUAGUGAAUGAU
This is a messenger RNA of Centruroides sculpturatus (bark scorpion), 1529 nucleotides long. Its product is annotated as solute carrier family 35 member F2-like. Gene Ontology annotation, molecular function: transmembrane transporter activity. Gene Ontology annotation, cellular component: membrane. The record is from RefSeq and is a predicted model, not a curated record. Lineage: Eukaryota; Metazoa; Arthropoda; Arachnida; Scorpiones; Buthidae. Bases 103 to 426 code for a protein of 107 amino acids. The transcript is spliced from 2 exons. Gene Ontology annotation, biological process: transmembrane transport.